CUCAGUUGUUGCUGUGCGCGCUCCCACGUUCGAGGCUAACGCAGCAGGAGCAGCAACAACAACAACAAACGCAACGCACAAAAGCAUGCUACGCUAAAUUGCAUUUGGCGUCUGUCAAGGACAAAACAAAACGCUGUUUGUGUGAGUGCAACCGCAACAACAACAACAAUAGCAACAACAGCAUGUGGCACAAAUAACGGAACUGCAAAGUAUCAACAGCAAGGGAAGAAAGCAACAAAAAAAACUAGAUAGGAAAACAAAACAAAGGGAAGGAACAAAUCACACACACGAGGGUUAAAGCUAAGGAGAAAAAAACAAACGGAGGCUGCAAAAAUAAGAAAAAAAAAGGAGAAAAAGGGAGAGGCGACACACACACACACACACACGCAUACCCCCGCCCCCUCCACAUCCGCCAUCCAGGACAUUUGGCGCCAGCUUGGGCAGCGACUGCGACGUCGACCGAGGCAGCGGCAGAGAACCAUGUGUCUCCAUCCCUCUCACUCACACACGGUUGCGCUGCAGUGGCUCCUGCUCUCCUUGUCCCUCCUGUUGGCGCUGCUGCCAGCGAACGUGUCGGCUAGAUUUUGCGAGGGCUGCAGUCAGGGAUGUUGCACCCAGGGCUGCUGCCCACCGUACCAGGGCGGGCCACGCCCCCUGCCGCCUUCCUCGGACUCGCACGUUCUAAAUCUGUUCUUCGCCACCCACUGGUUCUUCUGGUGCGUGGUAGUGGCCAUUAUCUUGGCCAUCCUGUGUGCCUACUCCUUGUGGAAGAAGCGAAGGACCCUGUGUGGCUGGGGAUUCAAUGAGCACCACACCCAAUCCGAGGGAGAUUCAGCCGGUUCCUGCUAUGCUCCUCCGCAAUACAGUCGCUGCAACUCAUUUCACCAUCCGCCGCCGCCCUACACGGAGGUCACCUCCAAACCGGACCUGUAUCCGCUCGUCUUCUCCUGCAACAGCGAUUCGGGCAAUGGCAAGGGCAAUGGCAGCUCCAGCUACCUGAUGGUCCAGUACUUCCGGAACUACAUUGUCCGGCCUGCGGCGGGGGGAUCCCUGAGUGCGGCCAGCACCGUCGACUCCCUGAGCUCCAGCUUUAUUUGCAAUGCAAACGAGGCCAACACCCUGGUGCCGCCGCCAUAUUCCCGGGCAGCCAGUCCGGAGCUGGGGCUGCAUCACUAUGUGGCCCAUGCCCAUGCCCAUGGUCAUGGCCAUGGGCAUGCCAAUAGCCACCUGAGAUCCAUGGAGCAGGCGGCGCCGCAUCAGGUGACCAGUGCUCCGCUGGCCUCUGUGCACUAUGCCAUGCCAAGAUCGGCAUCCCAGCUGGUGGAGCCGGACGCCUAUCAGCCGAGACUGAUGCCCGCCCAGGCGCAGCACUAUGCCACCGUGGCACUGGGCAGUGCUCCGGGCGGAGGAGCCCUCUACAGCACCCGGCUGCACGCCUCCCACGAGGAGGGAGUGGGCGUGGGCUACCUGCAGUCCCAGAGUGACCAGCACUUCCGGUACUUGGCCAACAGCAGCAGCAGCCUGAGCGACAUCUUUGUGAACAACAGCUGUGUGGCAGGAAUGCUGCCAGAGAGUGGAGGAGCAGGCGGUGCCUCCCAGGGCGCGGAGAGUGGAGCGGCCACGCAGGCGGCAUCCCUGAACAGCCUGGCCAUGGGCGGCUUGGGUGGAUCGGUCACUGGAGGCACAGGGGUUUCGGGAGGAUCGGGCACACCGGUGAUAUACAGCAAUGGCUGCAUUCAGCCCAAUCCUUUGCACAGCCUGGAGAACUGCUGCCAGCCUUCGGCCCAGGUGUCGGGUGUAAGUAGUCUGGCCAACAUUGGAACACCAGGAUCCCCGCCCCAGGCCACCAGUCCGACGGGCGAGGUGCGUGAGAUUCUCGACCAGAUACGGCAGCUCCAGGCGGGCGUUAGCUACGAGCAGCUCCUGCUCAGCGGAACGGGGGCCAAGCCCCGGCUGCAGCAUACGCUAUCGACGCCCUCGAACACCCAGCAGGUGCAGCUGCAGCCCAUCCUGACCACAUCCGCAUCCAUUUCCGGCGGUGGCAGCAGUGGGCGUAGUAAAAAGUUCUUCACCUCCGGCAGUAAAACGCAGCCGAACAAGGCUUUGUACAUACCAAUGGCGGCCAUCGGGGGAUCCGGCUCGGGAUCGGGAGCCCAGCGUUGUGUGCUCAAGAGUCCGGUGAGCAGUGUGGUCAGUGGGGCCAGCUUCUUUGUGAACCGGGGACGAACGGCGCGCAAGGGUUGGAUCACCCGAUCGGCGCCCACGACUCCGGGCAGCGCCCUGCCCCCCAAUCGCCUGGGUGACGACAGUCCGCUGCUGCUUAACGAGCACGAUGAGGAUGCCAUCGACGAUGAUGAUGAGGAGGAGGAGGAGGAGGAGCGGGAUCGGGAGCGGGAUCAGCUGGAUACCGACAACGAAACGGAGGCGGAGGCCAGGAGUCAUCAUCGCCAGCAUCGCCAUCAUCGCGGCCAUCGCAGCCAUCGCCAUGGACAGCUUGAAUAAUAGUGGGCGUGGCCGUUGGAGUCGCCAGUGUCAUUUAGUAGUUGUUGUUGUAGCUCAAGGUUCUCCUUUAGAAAUAAGCUUUUAAACGAAAGUGGAGAAAUGUUUGGGAGCCGGCGGCACGCUUCUUAGUCUGAAGAGUCCCGAAAAGCUAGGUCGGUUGAAUCUAAGUUCCGUUUGUAGCAUUAAAAAGUUCUCAUUUUCUAGAAUUCGAUGUAUAACAGUUUAUUUUAUUGAUAUUUUUUAUUGAUAUUUAUUUAGGGAAAUUCCCAAAGAUAUUACAAACAAUUUAUCUUAAUGUUCAUAUAAAAUCUAUAAUUUCUGAAUACUUUUAUUGGGAUGCAGAAUUGUAUUUAAAUUUUCGAUUUUUUCCCACUUUUGUAAGCAGUUUUAAUUGCAGCGUGAGAAGUAAGGCAGUCAGUUAGUUGUAAGAGUAUAUAGAAUAGGCUAAAAAUGUUUUGUGAAAUUUUAAACUGAAUGAAAGAAGUAAACGAGAUGAUUAACAUUCUCCAGGAGUUCUGACAAUAGUUCAAUAAAACUAACCAUUAUUUCAUCAAGCAGUAUUAUCAACAAAACCUACCAGAAGUAUAUGAUUAUUUAUAGCUACAUUGAAAGAUACCACUAUAAAACUAAUUUCUAUUUCAAAUUUGAAAAUGUCUGUUUGUUGAGCUUCCGUGGAUAGAUAAACAAUUUAGAUAUACCUAAAAAUAGCUGUCGUUAGGUUCAGAUAGUCUAGCAAUUGCGAAAAAAUAUUUAAAUUAAACAUUUGAAAUUUGUAAAAGCUGGGAAGGUUUCAGGACAUUUCAAAUUGAUGAUUUCCAACUCUUAGUGAUUAAAACUUCUAUAAAAUAACCUUCAACUUCAGACUUACCAUAACCGAUUUUAUAUUGCUUUCAUAUAAAGUUUGACAGAGCUUGAAAACAUUUAAGAGAGAAAGAAUUGCACAAAAGAUUUAAAUCAAUUUAGGGUAUGUGGCAUUUGAUUAAAAUUAAAAAUAAAAACCGAAGAAAACCAAAAAUGAGCAGAUAAAUUAAAAGAAAAGAGAACAAGUUUUUGUCGACUAGAUGGAGUUUUUGUAAGUAACUAGAGGAUAGGAAUUUGAUCACACACAAGUAAUGCAAACACGUCACGUACAGAUACAGAUACUUCGGUUCGAGGAAGUCCUUAUAAACAGCUUGGGGAUAUGUGAAAUAUGCAAAACUGUGCGGGCAUUCGGUUGGAAAUCAAGGCACAAGCACUAGACGGGCUAUCUAAAUUAAAUUAUCUCUAAACAUAAAAUUACCAAAUGAGACUAAGGGGUUACGAUCCGGGGGCUAAGAAGGAAAAGUUUGAAUGCAGCAGUGCCUUUUCAACUAUAAAAACCACAACCAAAAGAAGCGCAAAACCAGAAACAAAUUUAAAUUUAUUACCAGAUGGAACCCGAAAACAAAGCUUAUCCACAGACAGAAACAGACACGAAAUAUAUAACAAUCCGAUGGACAAGGCAAUAUUUAUAAAUCUGCUUAGGCAUUAGAUAUAUGAUAUAUACCCGAAUACGUGUAUGUGACAAUUACUUUAGGUGAAUUUUACAAUUCAUUGAUAUUUUCCUUAGGCGGUUUCGUUGGGUCCCUUAUCGAUCGGUUAUUCUGGCUUAUUUAAACACGAACCAGUUCGAAUAUCUGUGCUUCAAUACAUAUAACUAUAUAAUUAAACAAUUGAUUAAUAAACUAGUAUAGCAAAACUGAAGGCGUUCAAGGCAUACAUAAAUCUGCAAAAGCAAGUGAAUUGUUGUAAAGUCGGAUAACGAAAACCAAAACAAAUGAAACGAAAACCAAAACAGAACUAAGAAACCAAUUUAAGUCAAAUAUACAAAGAUGGAAAGUAAAAACAAUAAAUGAAAAUGAAAUUCA
This is a messenger RNA of Drosophila subpulchrella, 4388 nucleotides long. RefSeq lists its product as uncharacterized. Gene Ontology annotation, cellular component: cytoplasmic vesicle membrane. The record is from RefSeq and is a predicted model, not a curated record. NCBI's taxonomy places the organism in Eukaryota, Metazoa, Arthropoda, Insecta, Diptera, Drosophilidae. The transcript is spliced from 6 exons. Bases 481 to 2502 code for a protein of 673 amino acids.